AUGGCCGGCGGCGGCGGCGGCGGAUCGCGGAGGGGCGUCGGCGUGGAACCGCUCGGGGAGCGCUGAGUCCCCCCGCCCGGCCCGAAACCUCCGCCCAUGGAUCGGCUGCUGCUGCUCUGCGCUGCUCUCGCCCUAUUUCUGCCUUCUAGCGCCUCGGACAGCGCCGUGCGAUGCGGCCGUCCCAAGGAAGUGGCCAAUGCGAUCAUCGACGCGGGCGACACGGAGCUGCUCCACACCAGCCUGCGUUACACCUGCAAGCUGGGCUACAAACGCAAAGCUGGCACCUCCACCCUCAUCCAGUGCGUCCUCCAUCAUGGCAAGCCUGUCUGGACAUCCACUGAGCUGCAGUGCAUUCGGGAUCCAGCUCUACCUCUGCAAACCCCAAGCCCUGAGCUCCCGACAGUGAGGACAAGCCAAAGAGGAACCAACACCACUUCAGCAGCACUGCCUGUGCCAUCACCAGAGACAUCUGUGCCACUGGCAGUGCCUGAACCACCAGAGAUGCCUACACCAGGAGAGGGGACAGCACUGGGGACAACCCCACUGCCCACCACCCCCAUAGACAAUACUACAGUUUCCACCCAGACUGUGGCCUCUUCCAUCGGGGUCUCAAUUCUGCUUGUUAUUGGUGUUGCGGGAUUCUGCUACUGGAGGAUGAAAAUGCAAGCACAGCAGAGCUACGUGGUGGCGGUGACGGCCAUCCCCAUGGUGGCUCCCAGUACCACAGUAGAGAACGAUGAGAUGUUGCCACCUGGUGACAUCCCCAUAGGCUGAGCACCCAGCACAGAGCACGUUGGUGUACCUACCAGCCCGGCUAGCCAGGAGGAUGCUCGAAGCUUGGUGCUUCCCCAAGUGGCAGUGGCAUGAGACAUGUCCCCACGUCCCCAGCUGGCCUUCGAGCGGAGCAUCUUCACUCCAGGGACAUGUAGCUGCUCUUCUCAGCCUGAACAAGUGGAUGGGAUCACUCCAGUGCCAAGAGCCAUUCGGUCAUGAACCAACAACCACUGCAAAGGGCUUCAGCUCUAUCACCACUUCAGAGGUCAUCCCCUCGUCCACACUCAGGGAUCUUCGGGGGCAAUUUCAGCACCGAUGCCAGCUGCUCGCAGGGGACUGCACUUGGGAGUGAUUUGCUACAAGCACUACCAAAGCCUGAAGACAAGGACAUGGCAAUGAUAUCUGUUGUUAUCCACUAAUUUCCCUCCCCCCUUGCUACAAACUGGAGGUUUUGUACUGAUGUUUUAUAUAUAAAGGGUAUAUAUUAUAAUGUAAAAAUAUGCACAGAGUGGCUGAUUCUUUAGUUGGGUGUCUUGCCAGCCACAAUGAUGGGGAGGAUAGUGGGAAUGCUGGGACAGACAGGAGCUGGGCUGGAGUGAAAUGCAUCCCUGUAACAGCCAGGGCUUGCUGGUGGUCUUCCAGGUAGGACUGAACCAGAGGAAAGGAGAUAUUCCAUGACUGCAGCUCCUCACUGAUGGGUAUAGUGAACACCAAAACUCUGCAUGGGUAGAAGUUGGCUUUGAACAACGAGGAUGGGUGGCUCAUGGUUGAAUACAGAGCUGCAGCUGCAGCAACCCACUGCAAACUCUAAAUGAGCACUGCCAUCCUCUAGAGGCAAAGGGUGAAGGCAAAGUGGGGGAUCAUCACCCAUCUGGCUCAGGUGGAAGGCAAAAAGGGCUUCAUCAGCCAGCUGGAAAGCCAACCCAAUGUGUUCUUUCCUCACUUGUCCUCGUGUUUGUUUCACUGCUUUGGACUGUCACUUUUCUGUGAAGACACAUGAUAAACCAAGGUUUCCUACAAGCCCCAAAUGCCAUGGGAUGGUUGGACAAGAGAUGGAAG
This is a messenger RNA of Lagopus muta (rock ptarmigan), 1833 nucleotides long. RefSeq names its product interleukin-15 receptor subunit alpha-like. Gene Ontology annotation, biological process: interleukin-15-mediated signaling pathway. The transcript is spliced from 8 exons. Gene Ontology annotation, molecular function: interleukin-15 receptor activity. Gene Ontology annotation, cellular component: plasma membrane. The coding region runs from base 97 to 774 and encodes 225 amino acids. The record is from RefSeq and is a predicted model, not a curated record. NCBI's taxonomy places the organism in Eukaryota, Metazoa, Chordata, Aves, Galliformes, Phasianidae.